AUGGGGAAAAAAUGGCGAUACGGCAUCAUCUUCGACGCAGGUUCCUCGGGGACACGUCUAUACGUAUACAAAUGGAAGGACCAUACCAAGGCUAUCAAAAAUGCCUCCGCCGAUGAGCUCCACAGCCUGCCUAAAAUCAAAUUACAGACCAGCGAAAAGAUACGUCCUGGUGUAUCUUCAUUCGCGGAGAAGCCUGAUGAAAUAGGCCGCGAACACCUGCAAUCUCUUGUUGACAUCGCUCUCAAAGAAAUUCCCGAGAAAAAGGUCGCUGACACACCCGUAUACCUUAUGGCCACUGCUGGCAUGCGUCUUCUCCCUGAUCACCAACAGAAAGUUCUCCUUCGAAAUAUGUGCUCCUAUUUGCAGAAGAACACAAGGUUUUCUUUGCCCGACUGCAACACGAAUAUUCAGGUAAUUUCGGGCGAGACGGAAGGAUUGUAUGGCUGGCUCGCCACAAACUACUUGCUUGGCGGUUUUGACCAUCCCGAUAAACAUAAACAUGGCAAUGGCCACCAUACAUAUGGCUUUUUGGAUAUGGGAGGCGCUUCCGCACAAAUUGCCUUUGCUCCCAACAGCACUGAGGCAGAGAAGCAUGCGAACGACCUAAAGCUUGUCCGCCUGCGGACCAUUGACGGAUCCACCAUCGAACAUCGCGUUUUCACGGCUACUUGGCUUGGCUACGGUGCAAACCAGGCCCGAGAACGAUAUGUCGAUAGCCUCAAGGAACAAUAUGGCAGGCCUGACAGCCUUGAACUCCCGGAUCCAUGCUUGCCAUCGGGUCUGCGGACGACUCUUAGCGGCGACCCAAUUAUCAACAAACCGUCUAAUCAACAAUUGUCCCUUGUCGGGACUGGUCGCUUUGACGAAUGCCUCCGACAGACUGAGCCUCUCCUUGGGAAGGACACACCCUGUGAAGACGAGCCCUGUCUCCUCAAUGGCCAACACGUGCCAAGCAUUGAUUUUGACGUGAAUCACUUCGUUGGCGUUUCCGAAUUCUGGCAUACGACUCAUGGCGUUUUCGGCAAGGGCCAUAAGACAGCGUAUGACUUGGCAACCUACCAAAAAAACGUUGUGGAUUUUUGCACUCGCGACUGGACAGAUAUUGAAGCCAGUAUAGAGGCGAGAAAGAAGUCAUCCGCACAAAAGGCCAGAAGUGCACAAGAAGCUUGCUUUAAGGCGUCUUGGCUGAUUAACGUUCUGUACGAGGGUAUCGGUAUCCCUAGACCGGGUCUUGAACACACGCCGAACCCUGGCCUAAACGUUUCGAAAGGUACUAUGGAAGACGUGAAGGAGAAGGGGUUUGUGGACCCUUUCCAGCCUGUUAAUGAAAUUGAUGGCAUCGAAGUCAGUUGGACACUUGGGAAAAUGGUGCUAUAUGCCGCUGGCCAAAUUCCACCUCAGGGAACUGCAUUGCCAGUCGGCUUCGGUAGCAAUGUUGCCGACGCUACAGAUUUCGAGCCUGCGGGGUCCCGAUAUUCCCCAGUUCUUGUUGAAGGCGACGAUGAUGACGACUGGGAUGACGCUGCGGACGAACUGCUUGACAAAGCCAAGUCAAAAUCUGGCUCUGGUGUCUUACUCUUUAUUUUGAUUCUUCUCGUAUUGGGCUUUAUCUUGCGCAAACGCGAUCGUCGCACAAGAUGGUUUGGCAGAAUAGCCUCUGCCCUACGUGGAAACAGACGACCUGGCAGCCCCCGGAAGUUUGGACGUGGCUUUUCCAUCACCAAUAAACUCUUUGGACGGUCUUCGGCGACCUACGAGCGUGUUCUAGAAGAGGGUGAUGCCGACCAGUUCGAGUUGGGUGAUGUGGACUCAGAUGAAAACGAGCAGUCCGAUAGUAGCGAGGGUUCAAGAGCUGGUCGUUCCUCGGGUCUGGCUACUCCAAAGCUCAACAUCGAGCGGUUUGAUGAUGGACGCCCAACUCUUUCCCUUGAUCGUGGUGGCUUGGCGGUAAGAACUGAGAGCCGAGAGAGGCUAGUGCCAAGUCUGGUGAACGCAGGCCGCCGAAGCCGUGCUGGUAGCCCAACGAGGAUGAAAAGCCCCCUGAUGAAGCCCUUGGAUGAGGAUUAA
This is a messenger RNA of Colletotrichum truncatum, 2067 nucleotides long. Its product is annotated as Golgi apyrase (GDA1/CD39 family protein). Gene Ontology annotation, molecular function: GDP phosphatase activity; UDP phosphatase activity. Gene Ontology annotation, biological process: UDP catabolic process. NCBI's taxonomy places the organism in Eukaryota, Fungi, Ascomycota, Sordariomycetes, Glomerellales, Glomerellaceae. Gene Ontology annotation, cellular component: Golgi apparatus. The record is from RefSeq and is a predicted model, not a curated record.